AUGAAAUCCGAUUUCAAUGUUGACAAAAAAAAUAUAUCAGAUGAACGUAUAUUGAAGGAAGAUGAAGUUGCUAUUAAGAUUCAUGCUGAUGCAUAUGAAGGAGAUAGUGAACAAAGUCAAUAUCUCAGAGUAACACAAACCACCAUAGAAGCAUAUUCUGAUGAACGAUCAGAAAGUGAAGCACACACUCAAACCAGUUUAAGAGAGUUAAACGCAGAACAAAUCGUUCAGAUUUCAAUAAGCGAGAAAUUAACUGAUCACAUUGAUGAAUUCGCGGAUAAUUAG
This is a messenger RNA of Heterobilharzia americana, 285 nucleotides long. The record is from the annotation of a GenBank genome assembly. NCBI's taxonomy places the organism in Eukaryota, Metazoa, Platyhelminthes, Trematoda, Strigeidida, Schistosomatidae.